UAUGCGCAUAACAGGCCGACGACGACAGCAACAACAUGGCGAACAGCGAACCGAAUCUUUGAAAUUUUGUGAAAUGCGAUAGCCGAUGCCAUAUGGAAACUGUGUACUAAUUACUCUGUUUGGAUAAAUAAAGGUUUGGAAGUUCGGAAUUUGCUCAACAAUGUCGGUGACACACGCAAUGCGAGCACCCAUGGUCCAACAGGCGAGGACCCAUGAUUACAUUUAUGAUAAAGUGCACACACUAUCUAGUGAGAAAGAUCAUGCUAGGCAGAUGUUCAAAGCACACACUAACGUGGAUAGGGUUAAAAAAGUACCCAUCUACAAUACCAUGUUCAGUGCAUUACGCCACUACCCACGGUUCCAAAUGCGACUGGAUAAUACAGACCCUGUACCAAGGUUUAUUUCACGGCAAUGGCGUGGCUAUUCAACCCAAGCAAGAGAAGCACUAAUUCGUUAUAAGACAUUCAACUAUGCACCAGAUAUGAAGAUCCCACCAACCCAACCUGUCCAGUAUGCUGUCGGAGGUCAAGAUAGAUACAAGUUCUUCCGCCGCCCUAUCAUUCCUUUCUUACAACAAGUACCCCCAGAAGUUGUGCUUCAUACAUCUAAGCUCGAUCCAUUUGGUCAGCAGGAGCAGGUGAUGAUAGAAAGGUCUCCCACUCCUUUAACAAGGACUGUUGAAAUCCAGACAGAUUACCGUGAGAGUGAGACACAAACUGAUCCUUAUACACCAGAGUAUGUGGUUAGACCAGGAUCACAGCCUGAACUACUCACACUAGCUACUUUGUCAUUUGGUCAUGGUCUUCCAGCGGGUCUUGCUGAAGUAGAGAUGAUAGAACGAGCUAGAGCUAAGCGAGCAUGGGAGGCAACUUUGCCAUCUCUGAAUGAUGUAUCUCAACUAGAGAAAAGGAAAAGAAUGAUGGAUGAGAUGGAACGUAAAGAAUGGGCACUACGAGAAGGAGAAAUUGAAAAACUUCAAGAAGCAAGACUGGAGGUACUUCAUACGAUACUUCGUGAAAGAGAAGAAAAUCAUGCCGAGUUAAACACCAAAAGGCUGGAUAAAUUAUGGACCAAGAAACAAAAAGAACGAGAGAAAAAAGUGAACUGGAUUCGUAAGGAACAUAUUAAAUCAAUUCGCAAGUUGACAUUAAAACGUAGUAAGGUGGAAGGUAAAGUAGAGCGGCGUGAUAUUACUGAGGAGUAUUCCAAGUAUGAUUCUGAAGUGUAUGGACCAAGGACUAGGCAUGGUGUAUUCCUGGAUAAAGGAUCUGAGCAGUAUGUAGUCAAGAGUAGAUACUUGGAAACAUAUCAAGGUUUGCUUGAGUUGGAGCAUUCCUUGCCAGACUUUGUCACCCAGCCUAGAGUGAUUGCUCCCAGACCUAAAUCAGUUGGCAAGACUGGAUUUACCAAGAGAGCACAGCGUAGACAAAAUGAACUUGAUGAAGUAUACAAUGGAAUCAAAGUUGUGAAGAAUAAAGGCAAGGAAGCUGCCAAGCCACUACGCUUCCUUCAGAAGAUUGAGAAGCCAAUACCACGUCCUCCUACGCCUUCUGUGGAGGUGCCAGACCUAGUAGAUGAAGAGAAGGAGUUGGCCAUUAUAUUCCUACAGCAAGUCAUACGAGGUCGGGCCAUUCAGAAUAUGAUGUUUGAAGGUAAGGAGAAGCGUCAGGAGUUGAUUAAUGAGCUCCGAAGCACACAUGCCUUACAAUCAGCAGAACAACAGAUGAAGAAACAAGAGAAACAUGCUACACUUAAUCUGCAGAGACAACGAAGGCUACAUGAUCAUAAGGAAUCGUUCCUGGAUGAAGCUAUGUCUAAGCUGGAGGGUGAGUCUGCUGGUGACAUGUUGGACUUUCUGAGUAAGGAGUUGAUUCGUCUGCAGGAGGAGAGACGUAUUCAUGCUUUUGCCAUGUUAGCUGAAAGACAAAGACGUAUCCGAGAAGCAGAAGAGUCUGGACGUAGACAGGUGGAAGAAAGACGAAGGAGAGAAGAGGAUGAGAUAUUCAAACAGGUUGUCAAGGUACAUCAGAUAUCUGUUGAUACCUAUCUAGAAGAUGUGAUAUUGUCUUCAAUGGAUAAUACAGCUGACAAGCAAGCACGAGAAGAAAUCCAACAGAUGGCACAGCAAAUAAACCAAGUAGCAUAUGACAUUGAGGACAGGAAAACCAAGCUUGAAUCAGAGGAGAUAGUAGCUGAGCUUGUUUCUACAUUCUUGUUACCUGAAGUAUCCAAACUCACAGCUAGAGAAAAAGUUAAGACACAGCAGAGAAAACAUUUAUUGGCUGCACACAACAUUGUACACAAGGAAGCUGAGCAGGUUAUUACAAACUAUCCUACUUCAGCCAAAGUUCAAGAGUCAAAAGCAGAAUCUGCAAGGUCACCUAAACCAGGCCGAACAACACCCAUUAAGACAUCAAGGACAGGUUCUGCAGCUAAAGUAAGCAGACAAAGUAGUCCAACAAUGAGUGGUAAGGCAGGAUCGUCAUCUCCUGUCAAUUCUCGUCAAGCUAGUGAGAUUCAACACAGUUCACCAUUGCCUGAUGCUAGUCCAAGUAAUGCACAGAAGGAGUCCAGUGGAUCUACCACAAGUUCCAGAAGGGCAUCUCCUAAGAUCUCCACACAGUCACCAAUAGCUUCACCAAUAGCUUCACCAAUAGCUUCACCCAUACCACAACAACCAUCAUCUCCAGUUGAACAACAAACAGCUCAGGAAAUGGCCACCUCUAAUGACCAGAUGACAUCACAGAAUCAAGUAGAAGACAAGGUCUCUAAUGAGCAGGUAGCGCCAUCAUUGCAUGAAGAUGCUACCAUCAGUAAUGAAGCACAGCAAGCAACAGCUAUUGUAGAACCAGUAAUUGACAAUACAGCUGAGUUGGGUGCACAUGAAGCUAUCCCUGUGGAGAUGACUACAGAGGGAGGAGUGACUAGUGAGGAGACUACCUUACCUGAUGCUACCCAUGAGGAGACUAUCUUACCUGAUGCUACCCAUGAGGAGACUACCUUACCUGAUGCUACUCAGAGUAGUGCUAUUAUUGUAUCUCCAUCUUCUGAGACUCCAAUGUCUAGCCAAUCUAAGAAGAGUGGCAAACAAACCGCUGACUCAUCCACUCAAGAAGCUGGUAUCAUGGAACCAGACCCUCAACAAAAUGAUGCUGGGGUGUCAGAAAAUAUUGAAUAACACUUUCCCUACUAGUGACUAUGUUUGCGAAUUUAGAUUUACAUUCAUUUUGUUAAAAUGUGAAUUAAAUGUGUUCAUGUUGUAAAAACCAUUUCAACUUGUUUUCAUUAGAAUGAAAAGCUUGUAUGUAAGAUGUUCUUGAUAAAUGGAACUCGGUAUAGGUCUUUAUUAAGAAAACUGUAAUAUUUGAUUUAGUACACCAAUACUAUAAUCCAAACAUAACACUAAGAUUCUUCCUGCCUCUUGUUUGUUCCAUGCACCUUCACCCUGACUUGCUGAAUAGGAUUUCUUGAGACCAGUCUGAAACUUGUGUCCAUGUACUGUGUAUUGAUGGAUUUCACAUGAUAAUUGCUUUAGAGUUGCAUUGCUUAUUAAUUGGGAUGUAAAUAACAACAGUGCACACACUGUUCAGUAGGAUUUUGAGACUUUUAUCCCAUUAUUUUACAUAAUGUACAUAUAUAUA
Molecule: messenger RNA, 3641 nt
Organism: Asterias rubens (European starfish)
Lineage: Eukaryota; Metazoa; Echinodermata; Asteroidea; Forcipulatida; Asteriidae
Product: cilia- and flagella-associated protein 91-like
Exons: 17
Coding region: 161-3178 (1005 amino acids)
Source: RefSeq, a predicted model, not a curated record